Ceratotherium simum simum (southern white rhinoceros) is the source of this 2289-nucleotide messenger RNA. It is a transcript of the gene C35H22orf31, whose product is annotated as chromosome 35 C22orf31 homolog. The record is from RefSeq and is a predicted model, not a curated record. Lineage: Eukaryota; Metazoa; Chordata; Mammalia; Perissodactyla; Rhinocerotidae.
AUGAGGAAACUGAAGCUCAGGGAGCUGAAGGCACAACCCAAGGUCACACAGCAGAGGAGGUUUUCCUUCGGUUCCCGCCUAAAGCGCCGCGGUGACGCCCCGCGGGGCAGGUCCGGGCGGCGCGCCGGGCGCCUUCAAGUCCCUAGUCCCGAGCUUGCAAGUGCGGGCCUGCGCCCCGCGCGGCGGCGGAAGCGUCUACCCUCGUGUGCCGACUCGUCGCGCCCAGAACUGGGCUGGGGCGGUCCUGUCCCCGCGGGCUCCGGGGCCCGCCUUAGGUACACUGGCCCCUGCGCCCCCUCUCGCCACCGCGGAACUGCCCCCUCGCGCACUCCUAGGCAUUCGAUCCAUGUGAGACGAGACCCCAGCAUCCCCACCUAUGGACUCCGACAAUCUAUCUUACUGAACACCAGGCUUCAGGACUGCUAUGUGGACUCGCCAGCUCUCACCAACAUCUGGAUGGCCAGAACGUGUGCAAAGCAGAAAAUCAGUGCCCCACAACCAGGUACCACCUCUUCCUGGGAAGUUGUAAAGAACCCGUUAACUGCCAGUUCAUUCUCCCUGGUUAAGCUGGUGCUCCGGCGACGACAACUGAAGGAUAAAUGCUGCCCGGUACCACGCAAGUUUGGAGAAGCAAAACCCUCGAAGAGAUUAAAGCCCAAGGACAAUUCAGCAAUGAAAGCCACCCAGCGGGGCAGGAUAAGAAACUCCAUUAGUUCCAAGAGCAAGCGGCCAGUGGGGCAGGGGCCAGGCUCACCUAGGUGCAGGGGGCCUGCAGGAGGCAUCAAUGAGAGUAAAGAAAGUUCAAAGGAGAAAAAAGUAACAGUCUGCCAAGAUCUUGAGAGCAGAUAUGCUGAACAUGUGGCUGCCACCCAAGUGCUACCCCGGGACAUUGGGACAACAGCCUGGAAGGGCCGAGCGUUGCUUCCUGAAACCAGAAAGAGACAGUCGUCAGAGGACACGCUAACCAUCCACGGCCUCCCCACAGAGGGUUACCGGGCUCUGUACCACACCGUGGUUGAGCCGAUGCUGUGGAAUCCUUCAGGGACCCCCAAGAGGUACAGCUUGGAGCUGGGCAAGGCCAUCAAACAAAAGCUCUGGGAAGCUCUGUGCAGCAAGGCUGCCACCCCCGAAGGCACUCAGAAGGACCUGCGACCAGGCAGGAAGCGGCUGGAGGUCCACGAGGAGCCUGUGCCCAAGAAAUGGCCCAAGUUCAAGACGGAGAAAUAGGAACAGGAGCUCACAGGAUCGGGAUAUUCUCUGCUAGAUGUCUGAAAAAUAAACACCACUUUGCACCUUCCAUGUAAUCUGAGUGCUUUACAAAUUAGUAACUACCCUCCCCGGGAAACAAGGCAAAUGGGUGCGAGAUUCAUUUCAGACUGAGGGCCCCCCUCCACUCUCAUGAUUAGGUAAUUUCGAGGGCUAGAUGCUGGGGGCUUUUUUCCUACAAGCCCCUUUCCCUUAACAGGGGCUUGAGGGUCUCUCAGUCUUCCAGGUAGGAAAAGGCCUGGUAGAUGAAGUCGACAGUUUAUAUAUAGCCUAUAUUCCCUAUUUUUAGAAAGUGGACUGCUAGGAUCGACUAUUUCCCUCACUCCCUCCACACAGGGCUGAGCAGAAAAACUACCACCACCUCAAGGACAUAAUCCCACACACUCGCUGUCAGAUACUCCCCCUGACACCACCCAAAUCCUCAAUAACCUGAACUCUGUGUUAACAGGAGAGGAAUUUAUAGACACUUCCACGAGCGACUUGAAGUUAAGGGUAUUGCUUCAGGCAAACCUCUCCUUUGUGGAAACCGUAGACCUUUACCAAAUAGAGCAAUGACAACAUGUAACACGUACUUGAUAAAAUUGUAUUUUUUUUACAGUCAUUUGUACAAUUUGUUACAAAACCAUAGAAGACUAUAACUUGUUUUAAAUCAUUUUUGGUCGGCAAAUAUGUAAAAUCUGUGUGCAAUUAUCAUGUAUUUACAGGGCCGCAUGUUAGUCAUUUUCAAUGAUUAUUCCAACAAUGUCACACUCUCAACAUAAGACAUGGCUUAAGAUAAAUAUAUUAGUAAAUAAAUAUUCUGAGAACAUAUUUCCAUAAAUGAAAUGUGCUGCUAUACAUAUACAGAAUAUACAUAAGUUGUUUUCUAGCCUUUAAAACAUUUUUUAAAAAUGGUAAUGUUGGAGAAGGAGCCCUUAGACCAUUUUAUUACAAAAUCUUUACAGCAAAGUCUUUACAAAAUAUCUUUUAAGUGCUAUGGGAGAAAGUUUUUAAAAAACAUUUUAAAAUAGUGCCUUGUUAGAC